AUUCCAGUUUUCAUUUAACCAGGAUUAGCACAUUUAUUUCUAUACAUCUUUAACUUUCAUACUUUACAAGAGGACAUGUUAUGGGCACCCAGUCAUAUUUAUUUUCUUCAGCUGAGCUAUAUGAUCUGUGCUUUCAUUUCAAUCAGGUUGUCUGGUUAUAGCCUGGAAAUUAGGCCACCAGCUAUAAUAUAACGCACAUAUUGUGGCAAGGACACUGGAAAUAGAGCAGGAAAUAUCUGACCAAACAAUAAUAAUGAUGUUAUUUCUUAGAAUUAUUGUCAGAGUAGCACAGGAGUAGACUUUUAUAUUUCUUUAAAAUUUAAUUUCAGAAUAUUCAGUGUAUUUUCUCUGUAACAUUUCUAAUGUAGAAAAAUGUAGAAAAUUAUGACAAUAACGAUAGGAGUGAACUUACAGGAUUUCAAUGUUUGGAAUAGUAGGUUAGAUAUCUAAGCGGGAAAUGUUCUAAAAUUGGUAUAAAAUGUCGGUUGUUCAAAUAAUGUAAAGAUGACAGGUACUGUUGCAGCGAUGUGUUCAUCGUGACGUUUCUGUCCAGACUCUGUAUCGUAGCUGUAUACACAGAGUAGGAUUGUGGGCUGAACAUCAUGUACCACGGUCGGAGGUGUGUACAUGCGACGGAUCUUCCCGAAACACGUUCCUCGCCGAGAAAUCACCGAAGCAGCCAAUCACACGCCUUGUUUCAUUCCGUGUGCCCGGAUGUACCCGUGGGGCAAUAAGCUACGUCAUUGUUCACCGCCGGACACCCGCUGGAAAUGAGGAAUGGAUUUACAGGCGCUAUUAACGUGUUCGUAACAGAUUCCAGCAUGAACAAUGACCAUAGUUGACAGAUCUUCAGAAAAGUCUGACCACGAGUCAGUCGGGUGUAACCGAUCUCCCUUCACCAGAGGAGACGCGGGGAUGGACGGCAGCUGUUCCAGCAGCUGGGCGAUGGGUCCCACCAUGCCGACUGACUCUCCUCGGCUGAAGGCUCCAGGAGGCUGCCUGGGCCCGACACCUGGAGCUGCCUUCUACAAUAGUUCUCUCUCAUCAGUGGACCGGCCCAAGGAGCAAGUGAUCAGCAAUGGUGACGGCAUUGAGUUGCCGCAGAAGGUCCUCUUCCCUCCAGACCGCCUCAAUCUGAAGUGGACCCAGGUUCACCGUAUCGGUGCCGGACUUAAGAACAUGGGGAACACAUGCUUCCUCAACUCAGCGCUGCAGUGUCUCACCUACACGCCUCCAUUUGCUAACUUCUUGCUGACAGGCGAGCACUCUAAAACAUGUCACGUGCCGGGGUUCUGUAUGAUGUGUUCUAUGGAAAACCACAUCAUUGAGGUCUUUUCCAAUUCUGGGAAUGUCAUCAAGCCUGUUGGAGUACUUAAUGAGCUCCACAGGAUAGCAAAGCACUUCAACAUUGGAAGACAAGAGGAUGCCCAUGAAUUCCUGCGGUACACAGUGGAUGCUAUGCAAAAGUCCUGCUUACCUGGAACCAAAUUGGACAGGCAGACACAGGCCACUUCUUUCAUCCAUCAAGUAUUUGGCGGGUACCUAAGGUCCAGAGUUAAAUGUUUAAACUGCAACGCAGUCUCGGAUACAUUUGACCCCUUUUUAGAUAUCACUCUGGAAAUUAAGAUGGCUUCAAGCGUCUCAAAGGCUCUGGAGCAGUUUGUUAAGCCGGAGCAGCUGGAUGGAGAAAACGCCUACAAAUGCACCAAGUGCAAAAAAACGGUCACAGCCUCGAAGAGAUUUAGCAUCCACCGCAACGCCACCGUGCUCACCCUCUCACUCAAACGCUUUGCAAAUUUCAGUGGAGGCAAAAUUACAAAGGAUGUCAAAUAUCCAGAGUACUUGGACAUGCGGCCGUUCAUGUCUCAGACUCAAGGAGAGUCCCAACUCUACGGCCUGUAUGCUGUGCUGGUCCACUCUGGAUACAGCUGUCACGCUGGACACUACCUCUGCUAUAUUAAGGCGAGCAAUGGUCAGUGGUAUGAGAUGAAUGACGCCUCUGUGUCCGUCUGCGACAUCAGCACUGUUCUCAACCAGCAGGCCUAUGUCCUGUUCUACAUAAAGUCCAGUGAUGGGAAAAAAACUGCGGACUACAGUCACAUGAACCACAACCCUGGAAUCCCUGGUCAGUCGUCACCACGCCCGGUGGUGAAACCACGCAUCAAAAACACCGUCCCUCACAACAACAUUGGCUUUAUAGGUCCCAAGCUGCCCCCACACAUGACCAAGAGCACUCUCUACGUCAAUGGGAAUGGAUCUCUGAGGGACUCUCCCAAAAGCACCAAGCCCAGUACCAGCAGUAGUGUUGGAAAACCUAACCAUGGACUGGCCUCUUCCUCUUCCUCCUCCUCAAUCUCCCACUCAAUCAGCCGGCCCACAAUGAUCCCAGACCAUGACAAACGUCAGAAGCUUUCAUUUUUGAUUAGACAAAGCAAGCAGAACCGUCCGUCCUACUCCUCCUCAUCCUCUUGCAGCCAGCCUUCCUCCGCCAGCACCUCCUCCUCCAGCUCUCUAUCCCCCUCACAGUCUACCUCAGGCGUCCACUCAGAUGUUCACUUCAUUCCACGUCAGCUUCACCAUGUUAACGGCAUGUCUUGCAGUAACGGCGAUCACCACACUCAAGGUAAUGGAGCAUCGCUCCUGGUGCCGUACGGCCAGGAGUCUUCUGAGGAAUCAGACCAGGAGAACUGUGGCGCUCUGGAUAAUGGCUGCUUAGCUAAGUCUCACCUCAACAGAAACAACGGAACAGGAGGCGUCUUUGAGAAAUCUCCUCAAGCCACAAACGGAGAGUCAGAAGUGCACCAUAAUGGUAACGGGUUAAUGAAUGGCGUUUCUAAAUCAUGCCAAAACAGACACCAUUAUGGACCACCCAAAAUUAAUGGGCACAACACCUCUGACAAGAUCUCCAGCAGUGAUCAUGGAUCUUUGUCCUCGUUGGCUACCAUUGCUGCUAAUGGUUUAGAUGGUGACCAUAGUCCAACAAGCAAAGUGGCUUAUAAUUCAGCCUCGUCAUCAAAGACCUGUUCUUCUCGGAGCAUCCAUCCUGAUGCCAGUGAAAGCCAGCACCUCCCCUCUCCUCAGAAAAGGGCUAAAUAUGUGUCUGAACCUCUGCCUCAGCAUACAGCACCCUCCACUGUUAGCAUUCCACCUUCAGCUACUGCUACAAAGACCCAUUCUGUUGCAUCUGGAGAAUCUGCUUCCUUCUCAGCACAUCGUGGCAGCCCAGCGGCCUUAUCCACCCCGGCAGAUCGCUCCGAGAGCACCAGUGGGACAUCUGAUGCUCCACAGAAGGUUGUCAUAAGUGGGGAUGAAUCCAAGAAUCUACCACAGAAAAACGGGCCGUCGGCAGGGAUGGAAGAAAGAACGGACGCCAAGGAGCAGCAACAGUCAAAGCCCAGUUCUAGUGGCAGCAAUGGACAAUAUUCCCGAGACAGAGACAGGCUGCACUCUGACAGGAGCAGAGAGAGAAACUACAGGGACCGGAGCCCAGAUCGGGAGAGUGACGGUGAACGGCACCGGCACAGACGGGACUACCGAGAUCACCGCCACAAUCAUCGCUUGCACAGUGAUCGUUUGUCUCCUCACGAUCGACAUUACAGAGACUGGGACUCUGAGCGUCGCUAUGAGCGAACUGUCCACCACCCCAGGGAAAGCUACCGCGACAGGUCCUCUCACCAUUACCACCGCCACCGAUCCAGAGAUGAUUGGGACUUUGAGCGGAGGGGGACCGGUCACUCCAACCGCGAAGAGUCUCGUAGUCGCUGGAGGUGGCCGCAGGAGAGUCGAGAAUCCCGGGUAACGAAGGAAAAGAGCAAUGGCAGGGAGAGGAACUCUUACCCUUCAAAAGAGGAGACUUCCUUUCCUGCCACAGUGUCAGAUACAUCGACAAAGUCGAUGUCAGCUCCAAACACAGACGAUCAAAAUCACAAGAGGGCUGCUGAUAAUCUGAGCAAGGAGAGAGACGACAGCCCUGAGGCCUUUCACUCUAAAAAACACAAAAAGAGCAAGAAGAAACAUAAGUCAAAGGACAAAGACCAACACAGAGAGAGCGGAAAUUCUGACGUGGAUUCAGACAGAAUUGCUGAAAUAAAAAAGAAGAAGAAGAAAAACAGGCGGCAGCGGGAUGAAGAGUCCAGGCAGCACAGCCCAGGCGCCGCACAGAGGCACAAGAACAGAAGCAGCUUGGAACCUGAAAGCCGCAAGCGGAAGUUCUGUCACAUCGAGGACCGUACAUGCAUCGAUGGUUUUCCACCAGAUGCUGAUCCUCGCAUUGACCAUCUACCCCCCUCCAAGCCCAUUUCAGCCACCACUGGUUCAACUCACUGCCAUCUCAAUGGACACACAGGAAACGGUUACAGUCGAACCAAUGGCAACUCCCACUGAUUCUCCAGUGGCAUCACACACUGAUUCUGCACAUCAACAUUUUAACAGCAGAUGAAUGACAUCAACGACCUUUUGACAUGGUGCUUCUUCUUCGUUGGGAAUAAUUUGUAUUUUUACCAAAAGUUAGGUGUUUUAAAAUAUUCCGAAAACCUUUUUUUAAGGCGUUAACUAUUUGCCAUAAUUCUCUUUAACUAUGGGCAAAAAAAAUAACUGUCACCUUGUUGAACAUUUAUGAUGAAAAUAUUAAUAUAUACUCGUAUGAACACAAACAAAGCCUGGAGCUUAAAACAUCUCAACUGCUGCUCAGUGGAACUCAGGACUCGAAAAACUUGUCAGACAUCCCAUCACGGAUUAUCCAGCCGCUUCAAAUGAGAAUGAAACAAAAGGGAAGUGGCCUAAGAGUCAAACUGUCAAGGCAUCAUAUUGAAUGAAAGUUCAAGAUGUCACUAUACCUACAGAGCUUCUGAGUUUCUACAUCCAUCCCACUGGGAGCGAGACAAACUGCAGGAAGGAGAUUUUCACGAACGAAGCGGACGAGCGCAGUGGUGGGAACAAGGCUUCGCUGACUGAUACCUCCACUUUAACCCUGGACAGACUUGAGGACAUUUUCCUGCUAUUACGUUUUUCUCCUUUUUUUAUUUUACCGUUUCCAUUUUUGCUCCGAAGCCUAAGAUUCACUCUGUAAUGUUUUUACUUUUUUCACAAGAUGAGGAGUUUUGUCUCGCCUAUCUCACAACUCUCUCACUCGCUCUUUUUUUAAAUGUUCAGAAAGAAAGCAUCAAACAUUUAUCACCGCUGUGGACCAUGUGUUUUUGCUUUUUAAUGAAAAAUAAAGUUUGUGUCUUCUAGCGUCAUAAAAGAAUACUGUGAAUUAAAUUUUGAACUGUACUAUCAGUUAUUUUAUAUGCACAAAAAGAUCCUGUAUCAGGAUUAGCAGUAGAUGUUUUGAUUGUUUUGAUUUUGUUUGUAGAAAAACACUUGUUAAUUUUGACCAUGUUCUUUGGAGUAUUGAUUGAUUUUUCUUUUUCGUUUUUCAACUUUGGAAAGACGUUUGAAAAACUGCUGUUAUACCUUUUUAGUUUUAGCAUGUCAGAAUUUAUACAUUGUAUAAGGUAAACGCCUUAAAAUACAUUUGUUUGUCUGCAAUUGUAAUUUGUUCUUGGUCUUUGACGUUUACAAGCUGCAUUGAAAUGAAUGAUACAUCUUUAGUGAGAAGAGUUGCCAGGGUUUGUUAGAAAGCUCUUGUAUCACACAGAAUAGACUGAUUGUUAUUCAGCCUCUUGAAGGGCAACCGGUCGAAUCAAGAUGUAUUAGCGAGGACUGAAAGUGAUGGCGCUCUUUAUUCAGAUGUUGUUAAAAACACACUUUUCUAGCUGUUCGGGGAGCAAAGACCUUGCUCAGGUGUAAAAUACCAAAGAGUCGAGCUCUUCUCACUGAAUUCACACAGACACUGUUCACUGAUCAGCAUGUGUUUUUAAUACAACGUCUUCAAAUGAGCGGUUUACCCAAAAGCAAACCGGGAACCUGCACCAAAACAAUGUGGCUCUGUGUGAUGGACCUUGGGAUUCCAGUCAGCAUUCACGUUCUGCACGUAUUUUGUUUUUUUUUAACUUACCAUGUCCUGCGAGUAUGUUAUUUUUUUUCUCCUAUCUUAUUUCAAGAGUGUCAUAUUUGAGAGCAGGACUUAUUGAUUUCAUGUUCAGAUUUUGGAACGCUCUCUGUCAAAACCAUGCGCUCACAAUCAAAUAGCUCCCUGCUUGUGCUUGGAUGUUAUUGUGCAACAAGUCUAUUUAUAGUCCACUUCCCUAACCAAUAGAAUGCCAGGUGUAGUUACUAUGAGUGAAGUUGUCCCGCCCUUCAUUGAGAAGGAGUCCAGCAGAUCUCUGGUCAACGUGGAGCAGCAAAAUCAAGGAUGUCAAGUUAUUUUUGUUUUCUAAACGGUGACUAGCGACUAUAAAAAAAAUAAAAUAGGCGCUGUUAUAUUUUCUUCUCCCCACCACAGCUGGCAUUGUUGGUUGGGACAGACUAGAAAUCCGAGAGAACAGGAGCAAGAGCUGAAGCUUGAAGGAAGGGAACGUUUGAGUAUAAGUGCAGAAUUUUGAAUGAGCGCAUUACGAAAUCUGAGAAAUAGACCCGCUCACAAACUGAAAGAACACACUCUUGAAUAAAGAUGGGGGGGGAGACACCAUAAGGUUUCUCUGUAAUGUGAGUUUCUCAUGAAUCAUCACAUUAUCUGAUCUCUUCAGUAAAAACACAGUGUGAGGAGACUUCACUGCUCCGUACAAGGUGCCACUUCCACUACUAUAAACUGUUGAACUAAAAGGUGAACGGGUACAGGCUAUGGCUGUUAUGUCUGACAUGCUACAUAAAUACAACAAAGAAAGAAAUACAAAAACGGUAUGUACAUUAUAUAUUAUACAUGCAUAAUGUAAUGAGUCUUGGGCUGCCUCUUUUGUUAAAAACAAUAAGCAAAUAAAUACAAAAGAAAUGAACAGAGAGAUGCAUCUUCAAUAUGUAACGGUACAGAACUAAUAUAUAUGAUGCAACAGUGGCCACUUGAAAGGGUCAUUCCUCUAAGUAUGUGUGUGGUGCCAUUUCCCCUGAAUCGUUUGCAUCUUCGUUUUCAAAGAGGGAAUGAGGUGGCACACGCUUAAUUACAGACGAAUAUGAGCCUGGCUGUCAUUUUCUUGGUUAAAUCAGUAAGUUUGCAUUUACAGAUACACAACAAUCAGACCAGCUGAUUUAAAAACUCCAGGCUUUCCGUAGUCCACGGAAAAACGAAAUGUUGGUGUCUGGAGGUGACCGACCUCACCAGGUGGAGAGACCAGAGGGAUUCAGGUUUUACAUCCUGCCCGUGCAUUUGUUGUGCACGAGAUGUGGUUCCACACAUGUCCAGCAGAGGGAAGCAGUGCCACAGA
Messenger RNA from Pleuronectes platessa (European plaice), 7301 nucleotides. It is a transcript of the gene usp42, whose product is annotated as ubiquitin specific peptidase 42. Lineage: Eukaryota; Metazoa; Chordata; Actinopteri; Pleuronectiformes; Pleuronectidae. The record is from RefSeq and is a predicted model, not a curated record. Gene Ontology annotation, biological process: regulation of apoptotic process; protein deubiquitination. Gene Ontology annotation, cellular component: nucleus; cytosol. The transcript is spliced from 18 exons. The coding region runs from base 829 to 4383 and encodes 1184 amino acids. Gene Ontology annotation, molecular function: cysteine-type deubiquitinase activity; cysteine-type endopeptidase activity.